This is a messenger RNA of Vigna radiata var. radiata (mung bean), 939 nucleotides long. RefSeq lists its product as uncharacterized. The transcript has a single exon. The coding region runs from base 1 to 939 and encodes 312 amino acids. The record is from RefSeq and is a predicted model, not a curated record. NCBI's taxonomy places the organism in Eukaryota, Viridiplantae, Streptophyta, Magnoliopsida, Fabales, Fabaceae.
AUGGACGUCCGCAUCUUGGAUCAAUUCAUUCCCCCGCAGUUCAAAAUGUACGAUGGCACCGGUGACCCCGAAGCACACAUCAAGUCAUUCCGGACGGGGAGCAACGCCAUCUGGUGCCGGGCGUUCUCUCUGUCCCUAGAGGGCGAGGCCUUGGAGUGGUUCAACUCCCUACCCAACGGCUCAGUGGAAAACUUCAAAGGGUUAAGCGGCAUGUUCAAUGAUCAAUUCGCCGCAUGUCGACCACAAGAUGUUACUCUGGUUGAUCUGAUGAAUCUGAAGCAAGGGAAGGAGGAGCCGCUCAGAACCUUCAUGGACCGAUUCACAAAAACAGUGCGUCGGGUCAGAGGGUUGAGCGUGGAGAUGGCCCUGCAGUAUGUGAUGCCGGCUCUCAGGCCGGGACCCUUUAAGGAGAGCAUCUGCCGAACUCCACCCAAAACCUUGGAAGAAUUACGCCAGCGGGCGGCGGAUGAGGCGAGGGUGGAGGAAAUGAAACAAAAUUAUCGAAGGGAAGCACAGGACGCGAAGGAUAAAGGUGAGGGGAAACAACAGGGUCAAUCCCAACGACCAGGCGGUGUAAAGGGGAGAGACGGCCCCCGGGUUCCUCGCUUCCCCCAAUACACUUCCCUCAACGCUCCCCGGGCUCGGAUAUUGCAGGAAGCCCUAAGCACGCACGUAAUUCGGACUCCGCAAAAACGUCCAACUCCUCCGGGAGCCGACAACAGUAAACACUGCCUGUACCAUCAGAAUAUGAGCCAUGACACCGAAGAUUGCAUGACGCUCAAGGAUCGGAUAGAGGAGCUCAUCCAAGCUGGACACUUGAAACAGUACAUAAGGGGAUACCGGAACGAAACGGCCCCUGCUGGACAUCCGCCUCCAAGGGAAAGGAGUCUAAGGCCCUUACCUGGCAGGGGUCAUAGGAACGACCGUCCGAGACAUUAG